UCGUCCGAGGUUUUACUUCCGUGGUGUGUAUUUUUCGGUAGCAGUGUUAUUAAGCAAAAUGCCGGAAGGAAUAGAGGAGAUUGCUAGUAAAUAUAAAUUGCACAGUGAGUCCCUAUCAUUUCUGGAGGGUCAGCAAGCUGGCGGGGUAAACAUUAUAGAUGAUUCUAUCCCGUUGGAAGACAGGAGACGGAAAUCCGCCGUGCUGAAAGACCAGGCCGAGGAGUUCGCCGGCAGUGUGAAGGAGUUCCGAGUUCCGUCAGCCGCCUUGCCAGAUGGGAUCCCCAUUGAUGUGAUCAAACCACGGAGCUGCAACAGCAAUCCCAUCAUCCUGGUGUACUUCCAUGGAGGGGGCCUGGUGUUCGGGUCGAAGGAGGCGGACAGGCCAAUCUGCCAGGUAUUGGCGAGAGACCUUCCAUGUGUUGUUGUGAACGUGGAAUAUCGACUGGCCCCAGAAAACAAGUUCCCAGCAGCCUUUGAGGACGGGAAGAAUGUUCUGCGAUGGGUACUGAUGAACAAGGCUCUCAUAGGUGGCACCAAUGAAAGCAAGAUCGGAUUGGUUGGCUGCAGUGCUGGAGGGACAAUAGCCGCAACUUUGUGCCAUGAAGUGACGAAAGGAAUCGCGUUCCAGGUGCUGGUGUACCCCUGGCUUGAUCUGACAUGUGACCAGCCAUCUUGUACAGAAUUUGAAAAUGGCCCAAUUUUGACUGUUGGAAUUCUGAGAUGGUGUGUAGACAAAGUUGUGAACAAUCCUGAAGAAGAAAAAAACCCACGAGCAUCCCCACUGUUUCGUGAGAGCUUUACCUGCCUCCCGCCCACUCUCCUGCUUCUUGCCGAGUUUGAUCCGCUCCGUGACCAGGCAUAUAAUUACAAGCGAAAAAUCAAGGAUGCCGGAAUCGAUGCCGAGAGCCUGAUGAUUAAAGGAUCGCUCCAUGGUUUCUUCGAUAAGCCUGACCACUAUAAAGAUCUGGGACUGAAAGCCAGGGAAAAGAUGUUUGCCUUUAUCAAGAAAAGAGUAGCAUCAUCAUGAUUUCCUUGAAGGUUACAACAGACGCCAUGAUGUUUGCUCACAGCCCAGCUAGGAUUAAGCAAACUCUGCAUUUGAAAAUUGAAGUUUUUGCACAGAAUUAGCAGCAAAGUAGAACACGAGCAUAACACUCCAUCCAUUUAAGGCUCAUGCCUUUUUGAAAGUGAAAGUAGUGGUGCGGAAGAUUGUAUCUGAGGUGUGAUUCUGUGGAGGAUAUCUUCUUUACAAUUACAAUUUGUGUAGAAUGCUGAUAUGGAAAACCAGAUAUGAACUUUUUCAAACAAAAAAAUAUAAUGAAUGUUCUUUGCCCUGACUGGAAUUCGAACUUACAUUAGUGAAAUAAAUUCACAAGAAUAUUUUGAUAAUACAUAUAGAUCCCUAUUAUCACUUAAGGCCCAGGUAUAUAAUUAUUUGGUCUAGAAAGUUUCUUAAACGGGUGUUUGGAUUUGGAUAAAAUUAUUGAAUGUGUACUGGGUUUGAUUUUCUAAAUGACAACAUUUUUAAAAGACUGAAAGAGUUUGGGGUUUUUUUUAUGGGUGUUAUUAUUUUACAUUUGAUAAAUCAUAUUUUGUGUGACUAUUACAAAGUCAUUAUCAGAACCUAGUUUUUGGUGGAGAGAAUGCUUUGCACAAGUCCCUUUGAUGCUAUUACAAUGACAGUGUCUGCCAGUAUUUGUUUUGUGUGCAGAACUGAUGGAUCGCACAGGUAUAUUUGAAGCAAGAGUAAUAAAAUGAGUUUCUGUAUACAUAUUAUAAAAAGUCCCUUCCACUAUUUUUAGAAUUUGUUAUUUCUUUUAGCUUUUUUACACUUUUGUAGUCAGACUUGUAUCUUAUGUUAUAACAUGUCAGCGGUUUUGAGCAUGCAAUGUGCAUGGAUAAACGCGCAAUAUAAAUGGACUAUUAUUAUUAUUAUUAUGUUUAAAUGACUUCUUAGUUGAUCAAAUGAAGAAAAAGUGAAAGGAAAUUAGUGAGUUUGAAAAAAUACAAAUUGGGAUAUAUGGUUUCAGGUAACCUUAAAAAAACAAAAGUGUUUUAGGCAUAGGAUAUAUCAGGAUGUAUACCAGUCCAUUUUUAUGGCAUUUUUUAAUACUCUUUUUUACCAUUUCAUAGUCCUUAAUAACUGCUUUAGUUUUUAAUUCUUUUUUUUUUUGUUUCAAAGCAUUACAAUAUUACUAUCAAUAUUUAUGUUUACAAUUCUUACUGAGAUAAUUACAUCUGACUACAAGAAGGCAAUAUGCCAGUUACCGGGUAAUUUUAAUACAGAGUUAUCCUCAUUGAAGUUGUUUUCCAUGCUACAGGUCUAUGUAUAUUUAAGCAGCUUAAGGACUGAGAAUUUCUUGAGAAUUUAUAAUCAGCUGAUAUGUGAAUGUCCAGUCAGUGUCUGGGAGUUUGACCUAUGUAAACUUUGACCAUUGUCAAAUCAUACUGUUGUGUCAGUGGCCUUGUUUGUCCAGCACUGUUUCAGAUUGGUUCUUCAAGAUUCUUGUCUUCCUUUCAGAAAAAAGGGCAACUGUCCUAAACAUUGGUUGACUGUAUGUUUUUCAGAAAGUCAGCACAGAAAUAUUUGCUUAGCGUGCCAUAAGUCCACCCAAAACAAAAUAUUGCAUGUCCAUGAAUGAACACCAUACCUCAGUUAAAUGUCUACUAGUUUUAAAACCGGAAUUCUUCUAGUCAUUAUCUUUUGGAUCAAGCACAGGAGUUAAAGAGCUUGUUUAAAAAAUAUAUGCCAUGUGUUUUAUCGAAGAAAUACACUUUUAAUUGUCAUUAUGAUAUGGUCAGUAUAUUGAUCAUUAGGAAGAUAUGAUUCCGUGUUUAAUUUGUUUUUAUCAAGUUUGGAUAUUUAUCAUACUGACACUCGGACCAAAGCAUAACUUUACUUGCGAUCUAUGGAUGUUGAAUUGCCAAUUUAUGUUGUCAUGAUCAGAAUAUUUACUGAUAACUUUAGCUCUUUAAGAUUUCAACUUAUUCCAUGUGUAGAUGGACAAAUAUUUUACAAUUCCUUGUUUCAUCGUAACCAUGGUAACUUAUCCUUUUACUUUAGGGAAACACCAUCAUAUGGUUUAAUCCUCGCAGUUAAAUAUGGUGUACAGAAUUCAAAUGCUUUUAAUUAGAUGGAUAUAUUUUAACAAUCUUUUUAUGAACUUACUGAAGCACAGCUGGUGUUUGAUAUAUGUGUAGUGUGUAUCUUCCAUAGUGGUGGAAAGUUCUGGAAUAUUGCUACAGUUGUUGAAAUGUUUAAGUGCCAUUGGUUGAAUGAUUUCCAGGUUGCAAAUGUGCUUAUUGUAUAUGUGCCAAAGCAGAUACUAGGCAUGUGAUUUUCUGUUACUUGAGCUUCGACACACCGUUAAUUUAAGAAAACCAAAAACAUCUGUUAUCAGGAUAAAAGAACAAACUGCGGAAACAUAUAUUUUAGCUGAUCUCUAUCAAUUAUGGUUGCUUAUGUACGAAAAAUGAAUUGAAGAAAAAGAUUACUUGGGAUUGAUUGACAAGUCAAGGAGUUACUUCCCUUGCAACAUGUUUAUGAUUUAAAAUUUAAUUAUGUUGGCAGAAUUUGUCACAAGAUUGGAGAAAAACAAAUAUUUUAAUUUUUGUGAAUAUUUGUUUAUCCGAAAACCAGGUAUAACAGAAAAUAACUUGCCACAGUAACUUUGCAGCAUCUGUUUUCACUAUGUGAAAGGUUAUGUCGUUGUGAUAAUUUAUUAUGCCAUUAAAGUGCCAGUGUUAAAAGCAGGUGUUAUAUGCCAAAUUCUUCAAAUGUUCUAAUUUUUAAUAAAUUUUCUGUAGUUGACGAAAAAACAUUAGUUUAAUACCUGAUAAUGAACUGUUAAUUGUAGCUUGUAGAAACCUUACUACUGUAUAUGUCUCAUGACCACCUGGACAUCUUACUCUGCAUCUACUCAGAGUUUUCAGCUGUAGGUGAAGGUCAACAGGUAACCAUUUAGAAGUUGGUUUAAAUAGGCAGUGUAUUUGGUUAGUUAAUGCAGAAUCUGGACGAUGCCUUGACAUCUGCUUACAAGAAUUUAUGAAUGGUAGAAACAAGCUAGGUUACAAACUGUAAAUACUAGUUGUGUUAUUGAAAUUAUGGAUAAUUAUACACAAUAAAAUCAAAGUUAGGUGGUCAGGUUUACUGGCUUGGUUAUCAUAUCAUAGUGGAUAGUGUGGUAUUAAACAGCGAACACACAAACGAACAUUGUUUUUAAAACACAGUAGAGAUCUUAUUAUGUUAUCAGUAUUACCCUAGUAUUACCCAAUAUGAAAGAAUCAAGGAAGGGGGAGGUUUACAUAAUGACUAACUUGAAAACCAAGCAGAUAUUUCAUAAUUAAAUGACCAUACUGUAUCAUGAUCUCAUUUAUCUGUUUUUGUUUAAGACAGACUUAAUGUUCCAGUAUGUUUAAUGGUCUGUUGUUAAGGAAGUAGCAUUUGUUGAUCUGAACUCACGUCAGUGUUAUAUUGUCAGAUUAGAAGGUCAGUAAAGAUCUGAAAUUGUUUAGGUGCUAAAACUAUAUAUACCAGUUAGAUAUCACGUAGGUCACAUGGGAACUGAUCGGGGAUGUCUGAAGUUAUGUAAUUUCAUUAUUGAUAUACUUUUGCUACCUACUUGUCUUACCCGUACCUUCUAUAACCUUCAGGUGGUUUUCUGUAAACCUUCGGUUGUGAUUAACUGAAGAAAUGGCUUGAAUUACUGAAACCAUGCCAAUACCAACAACGGAAGGAGGUUCAUGCAUUUGACUUCAUUUAUGAUGAAGGGACCAAGUUUGAGUAGAUGCCUUCCACUUAUAAUCCUUCAGACAAAUGCUCCAUUAAUAAACCGUUAGCCUACCCAGAAAAAUCAGAAGUUGACUAGUCUUUGCUCAUAGCAGAGGACUAACAUUGUAAGGAGCUUGGGGUGACACAAUUUGAUUGGAUGACUAAUAUAAUGCUGGAAUAGUACCGUAGGUUUGUGUAAACUUUCAUUCAGAUCAGAUCCUUUUCAGUACUAUUCUGUUCAGAUCCGAAGACACCUCCUUAGGGGAUCACAACAGGUGAACUUUUUGAUCAGGCUAUUACCCAGAGGCUUCCAAACUCCCAGUACCAAUGUACAAAGCAUUCAGAUUAGCAUAACUGAUUUUUGUAUCUCAGAAACCUCAAGAGAAAUUUCCCAAAUAUUCACAAUGAAGGUAAAGUCAUUAAUUUAUGAACAGAGAUGAUGUAGAAAUGAAGGCUAAAAAAUUUCAGAAGCUAACAUCUUAUUUGAUGAAGAAAAAUGCAUCCUUUAGUAAGACAGGGUGUCAAAGGUUGCUCAAGGUUUUGAAGUGAGGUUCUCCGGAGACUCGUAUCCAAAUGGUGAGAGGUAUUAUAUCUGAGUAUAAGAUCUGGUUUGAAUUAGUCUGGUCUGUGAAUUCGUAACAAAGGUGGACAUAAAGUGAAGACAUUAUUUGAUGCAUAUUUCUUUAAAAUGAUGUUUAAGCAAUUAGCUAAACUAAUAGAUAUUGUUUGAAAUGGCUUCUUUAAAUCAGCUUCUCUGAAGAAGUUGUAUUUAUAUUUCUGUAAGUUCCAAGUUUGUGAUGCAAAGUCGCCUUGAUCAGUCAUAAGGUCUUAUUUUGUUGAUUUUAGCUGGUUUACAAGAAUGACUGACAAAACAAAAAUGAAACGAGAAAAGAUUAAAAUUUCUUUUAAAAACAGUUUUAGUCAGAGGAAAUGAAAAACAUACAGUAUAUAAGAAAUGGUGAAGCAUAAACGGAUAAAAUCUUAUUCCAACCCAAUAAAAUGUACUAUUGUCAUUCGUUAGUAGAUGUACUUAUUUGGAAGUUGAGGUUGUUAUCUCUUUUGGUCCACCUACGUUUAGGCCACAAUUGUUACACAGCUGAUGAAAAACACAGUUUCACCACUGUAUGUGGAGAGAUCAGUUUACUAUGGGAUGCUGAUGAUGUGUAAUUAUACUCUAUCAAUGUUUCAGUGAAGAGCUUAACCCUUUACAUUGUGUUGUUGUUUCACAGAAAUUGGUACUUGAGUGUACUCAGUGUGCAUGAUUUCUAUUACUGAUGAAUAUAUAACCUUAUACAAUAUGCAUUACAUAUCCAAGUUGUGUUUCUAGAACAGAUUCAAGAUAAUAAUUUUGUAAUGAUUUUUGCAGAGUAUAAGUAGUUGGUGUAUAUUUUCAUAAUAGUUUGUUUGUAAUAUUUUUGCCAAAUAUUGGUUUACAUACUUAAGGAGAUAAUUAUUGGAGGUUGUAUUUAUUAAAUCCAACAUUACCUUGUCUGUUGGGGCCAAGAGAAGGAAUUUACAAACUGUUGAAACUUCAACCCAGAACUUGAUGAUUGUUUUUGGAAGUUGUUAAAUCAUACCCGUUUUCAUCUAUAGUUGUACUGCUUAAAGCAUUGGGCUAUAUGCCUUCAUUGUCACAGCUUUUCAUAUGCUUUACUCCAUAUUUGGCCAAACCGUUUUGGAUUUUUUAGCUCCUUUGUAGAGGCAUUUUACACUUCUGCCUCGGUUAUUUUAUAGUGGUUUAUUACCUAGAUAUUUGGAUGUUUUGUUGCCUUUUGUUGUAGUUAUUAUGAAUAAAGAGUUUUAAAAGUAA
Molecule: messenger RNA, 6581 nt
Organism: Haliotis rubra (blacklip abalone)
Lineage: Eukaryota; Metazoa; Mollusca; Gastropoda; Lepetellida; Haliotidae
Product: AB hydrolase superfamily protein C1039.03-like
Exons: 8
Coding region: 59-1027 (322 amino acids)
Molecular function (GO): hydrolase activity
Source: RefSeq, a predicted model, not a curated record